AUGGGGAGUUUUAAAAGAAGUCCUACCUUAUCGACGGAUCAUCCAUCGUUAACAAAUAAUGCUAGUAAUAAAAAAAUGUUUAAAUGUGAAGGUUAUAAAGAUUGCAAUAUGGCUUUCACAAGAGCAGAACAUUUAGCUAGACAUAUUAGAAAACAUACAGGUGAAAAACCUUUUCAAUGCUAUAUUUGUUUAAAAUAUUUUAGUAGAGUUGAUAAUUUAAAACAGCAUAGAGAUUCUGUUCAUGCAAAAUUAAAUUAUCCACCAUCAUAUUUUAAUGAAAUACAAAUCCCUCCAUCAUCAAUACAACAACAACCUAAUAACAAUAGCAACAAUAAUAUACAUUUUGAAAAGAGAAUAAUUGGUUUACCAAAUAAUGGUAACUAUACGAUAGAUGAACCACCAAUUCAACAACAACAACAACAACAACAACGACAUCGUCCUGAUAUACGAAUGAUUGGACAUCCACAAUAUAUGUAUAGUAGUAACACAACAACAACAAAUGCCACUACUACUAAUAAUAAUACAUAUAACCAAGCUGGUUAUAUUUCUUAUCUUCAACAAGCUAGAUCCAACACACAAUCACAACAACAACCUUUGCAUUAUACAUCAUCCACAUCACCAUCAACAUUUAAUCAUAUUCGUGGACAAGAACCUAUAUAUUCUACAUCAUCACAACCAUUAACCUCAUCUGCACAAGCUUAUAAUAUUAAUAUUCAAAAUCCUAGAAAUCAUCCAGCAAUAAUUACAACUCAACAACAACAAGAACAAAAUAUAAUGAUACCGUCGAUGCAUCACCAACCACAGCAUAAUUCUAUUGAGAAUGUACCAUUAAGUCCUAUGAGUAAACCAUGGAAUACAACUAAUAUUAUGGCAUUUCCUGUUACUCAACAAAUGCAUUUGGAAUCUCAACGGUCGGUACCACAACAAAUGCAACCACAGCAAAUGAUGCAACAACCUAUGACUAAUAUUGGUAUACCUUCUGUUCAUCAAUAUUAUGAUACAAGUCAUACAGGUACAUUGUUACCAAGUCAUUAUUCUCCUACUAGGACCACAAUGAUUGAACCUGUGAUUCCUUUAACUCAAAAUCAAAAUGAGAAUCAAAAUUCCAUGAAUACAGGGUCAAAAAAUUCCAAGAGAGUUGGUCGUAAACGUAAACUAACUAGUAGUAAAGGAUCACCGUCUGCUAUGAGCAAUAAUAAUAGUACAAACCCUGAUUCGCAAGAUGUCAAUACUCAUGAUAAGUUACAAUCAAAGAAAAGUUCAGUCGAUAACAGUGGCAGUAACAACGGCAAUAAUAAUGAUAAAGAAUCAAUCGGUCCUCCUGUUACCACUAAUGAUAAGAAUACUACUACUAUUACUACCACUUCACAGAUUAAAACUGAACCAGAUAGUAAUGAAGAGUUCCAGACUGGUAAUAAGACUGUUAAAGAUCGUCUAAGUGUUAAUUACAUCAUAUUGUAA
Molecule: messenger RNA, 1461 nt
Organism: Maudiozyma barnettii
Lineage: Eukaryota; Fungi; Ascomycota; Saccharomycetes; Saccharomycetales; Saccharomycetaceae
Gene: RGM1
Product: Rgm1p
Exons: 1
Coding region: 1-1461 (486 amino acids)
Biological process (GO): regulation of transcription by RNA polymerase II
Cellular component (GO): chromatin
Molecular function (GO): DNA-binding transcription factor activity, RNA polymerase II-specific; RNA polymerase II cis-regulatory region sequence-specific DNA binding
Source: RefSeq, a predicted model, not a curated record